Molecule: messenger RNA, 666 nt
Organism: Microplitis mediator
Lineage: Eukaryota; Metazoa; Arthropoda; Insecta; Hymenoptera; Braconidae
Exons: 1
Coding region: 1-666 (221 amino acids)
Molecular function (GO): nucleic acid binding
Source: RefSeq, a predicted model, not a curated record
AUGAUCGCGCAAUUUGUCGGGACAAACCAGAGAAACUGGGAUAAACAAGUUCCGGAAUUCGCAAUCGCGUAUAACACCGCGAAACACGAUGCCACGGAAUUUUCCCCGGAGUAUUUUAAUUACGGCCGCGAAAUACAGCCUCCCUCGUUGGUGAGAUCUCGAGCCGAACAAGGGAAAAGCGAGAUGUACGACCCUCAUCGGGCAGCAAAGACUUUGGAGGACACAAUGGAGUUAGUCAAAGUAAACUUGGCACAGGCUUAUGAGAAACAAGCCAAGUAUUACAAUCGAAAGCGAGGUUCUUGGCAACCAGCUCCUGGGGAUCUGGUCAGCAAGAGAGAACAUCACUUGUCAUCCGCGAUUGAUAAUUUUUCGGCUAAACUCGCUGAGAAGUUCGCUACGGGCUUUACCGUGACUAAAGUCGUAGGACCUUCGGUAUACGAAGUUACUAAGGAAGGUAAAACCUUCACCGCGCACCUUAAAGAUUUAAAACCCUUUCACGAGGGAAACCCCCUGAAACCUGACCGCGACCUACUUGACCACGAACAACUUGACCGUGACCACGAACAAACGGAACCAGAAUUAGACGAAACCUUGCAACCGCGUCGUAUAACUCGGGCUAUGGCCAGAAAGGCUAAUUCUCCCCCUAUCACCGAAGACCCGGAUUGA